UGCACGGUUUCGCCUCAUUUCGAUCAGUCUUCGAUGUUGAAUCGAUGCCGCGUUUCGGCUAUCGGAAUCGGAGGUAAUGUUUUUGCAAAAUUACUGCAAUCGCAAAUCUAAGAAUGUGUGCUGACCAUAAUGAUUUCGAUUAUUUGGUGUUUGCUUCUAGUUAAAGUUAGUAACGGUGCUAACGUUUUCAACUGUCCCACUUCGGAUGUAAAGUUUGAAAAAGUGUUGGGCUUACGCCCGUCGAGCUCUAUCAACCCUCAGUUGCUUUACAAACUUGAAGAAAACGUUCCUCCCAGACCCAUUACUCUUGAUUGUUUGACAAAGUGCCAAUCUAAUGAUAGAUGUAGGAGUUUCGUGUUAUACCCUUCGCAAUGUAAUUGGUUCGAUCGAGAUUUUAGUGAAGAGGAUGAAUCUGAUUAUAUUAUAGACGAGAAUGCAGCCUGGUUUAUUAAGAGCUGCUAUUCGACUGGACAAUGUGAUAAAUUGUGGAUUUUUGAAAGGAUACCUGGAGCCACAUUGGUAGGAAACGACGCCAAAACACUACCAGGAACAUAUUCAAGAUCCGAUUGUCAACAAUACUGCCUUAAUGAAACUGACUUUUCAUGUAGAUCAGUUAAAUUUAGAAUAACCCAAACAAGCCACAAUGCGAAUAUACAGGGACUCUGUACUCUGAGUAAUAUGGAUCGUCAUCAACUGCCAAGUUCCUACAGGGUAUCUGGAUAUGAUGAUGAAUACUUUGAAAACCAGUGUGUGAGUCAAGAUCGUCAAAAUAUCAAUGGUGAUUUUUGUGCCUAUGAAGAAUACGCUAACAUAACUUUAGCUCAUAGUGACAUAGCAUAUCAGCAAAAAACGAAAGAAGAGUGCCAGAACAUAUGUGAAACUUUCAAAACUUUCAACUGCCGAGGAUUCAGUUUUAUAAAUAAUAAUUUAUGUUACCUGCACAGCGAAGAUAGUAAAAUUUUUGGACCAAUUCUUUUGAGAGACCAGAAAAAUUCGGUUUACUAUGAAAAAGCAAGCUGUUUGAACGUAAGUGUUUCAUGCAGUGAAACGUACAUGUCAAUACGUUAUGAUCCAGAAACAGACUUCAUUGGUAAAAUGUAUAUACAAGGAUAUUCAGAAAGUCCGCCGUGUUUUUCGAAUGGUAAAGGGAAAUAUGAAAUAGUGUCCCUUAACAUUCCUUUGGUAUCUGGAAAAUGUGGAAUCAUCAAAGCUGAAGGGCCGUUUAAUAGAACAUUACUCACAGGCAUCUUACUAAUACAAUACAACCAAAUCGUUCAGACUCAAAGUGACAGAAUAAUCAGAGUCGGGUGCAUUUUUGGAAACGAUACCAAAUUGGUGAUUGGAACAGGAGUGAAAAUCUCACCGAUUCUUCCAAAUAAUGGUAGUUCUCUUAUCAACCCCUUUUUCAAUACAACGACCUCCCCAGACAUCCAGAUGAAGAUACUAGACCGAAGUACCGGAGGAGACGUGAGUGACUCCCAUAUAGGACAAGAACUACAGCUUCGCAUUGAACUGAAAUCACCAGAUAAUCUCGACCUUUGGGCUAGCCACCUCAUAGCCAUGACUGAAAAAAAUGACCAAUCGAUUUUCCUACUUGAUGACUACGGAUGUCCCACCAGUUUGAAUAUUUUUCCUGGAUUAGACAAAAUCGUAACAAACACAUCUAAGGAGUUGGUAGCAAACUUUCAAGCGUUCAAAUUUGCAAACUCCCCAGUUGUUAGGUUCAGCGUGAUCAUACAAUUCUGCGCUGUCGAAUGUCCACCUAUCCAAUGUGGAAAUAAUGUGGUAUCGUACGGUCGAAAGAAACGAGAAGUAGUGUCUACGGAAAUUCAUACAAUUAAUGGCACAUCAGUAGUUAAAUUGAAUCGAGCAGAAUUUCAAGAGCGGUCUAGUGUAAUGUAUGAAAUGCCGUUGGAAUACAUUAUGCUUGUUAAAGACUCAAAGUAUAGCUCUGAAAAGCUAGUUGUUGGAGAAAAUAGCAGGAUUUUAGUAGCUGGAUAUGAUUAUAUCAACAAUGAAGUGUGCAUGGAUUAUUCUUUAGUUAUUGGCUUGAUAAUACUUUGGCUGCUGAUUCAAGUUUUCUUCAUAAUCGGUUGUAUAGUACUUGUGAAGAGAUACAAAAGAUAUUAUCAACAUGAGUGCACACGACAGUCUUUAGAAGAACUCCAUAAAAAUUUUGGAAUAGGCUUCAGCAACUUGGAGAACCGGAGAGUACAUUGGGCUGACAGUGACAAUAUUUUAUGACAUGAAUGUGAUUCAAAAAUGUAAAUGAAACCAAAGAUUUGUUGUUAAUAUAUGGCUAUACACCCGUUCA
Molecule: messenger RNA, 2314 nt
Organism: Leptinotarsa decemlineata (Colorado potato beetle)
Lineage: Eukaryota; Metazoa; Arthropoda; Insecta; Coleoptera; Chrysomelidae
Biological process (GO): anatomical structure morphogenesis
Source: RefSeq, a predicted model, not a curated record